AUGACCAUCUGGUAACACUGCAUAGCGUUCACAACAAAAUAUACACAAAUUAAGUUGUUUAAGCCGAAUUUUUCGAUUCCUAAGCGACGAGAUGAGCUCAACGCGACCGUUUUGCUUCGUUUGCGGCAAAGAGAAGUCCGUGGGUGUUUUCCAGCUAAUAGAAGGCUGCAUAGUGCCAGGAACCUUUAAGCCGAUCAAGGAUAUACUAAAAUACUUUGAAAAGAUUAUCAACCAGCGACUGGAUCUCUCACCCAACUCGGCUGCCUGUCGAGAUUGCUUGGAGUACCUUUUCAACUAUGACAGACUGGUUCGGAAUCUUAGCCAGGUGCAGCGCCAAAUUGCGGAUGCACUUCUGGGCUGCCGGCAAGUAGAGGGCAAGCCCGAGACCAAACAGCAGGCGACGAAGAGAGCCAGGGUCCAGGUGCCGGCAUUCAAGAUUGUCCAGGCCACGUCCCUAAAGGAGCCGGAAAAGGAUCCGGAUGAGGAGGAAGAAGUCGAUGAAGAGGAAUUCAUGAAAGAGGAGAUGCUGGAUGAGGACUUUCAAUUCAGCGAACCGGACGACAGCAUGCCCUCUUCGGAGGAGGAGUUCUUCACCGAGACCACCGAGAUACCCUGCCAUAUUUGCGGCGAGAUGUUCUCCAGCCAGGAAGUUCUCGACCGGCACAUCAAGGCGGACACGUGCCAAAAGAGCGAGCAUGCCACGUGCAAUGUGUGUGGCCUUAAGGUCAAAGACGACGAAGUCCUGGAUCUGCACAUGAACCUUCACGAAGGCAAGACCGAACUAGAGUGCAGGUACUGCGAAAAGAAGUUUUCUCACAAACGGAACGUCCUGCGUCACAUGGAGGUCCACUGGGACAAGAAGAAAUACCAGUGCGACAAAUGUGGCGAGCGCUUCUCGUUGUCGUGGCUGAUGUACAAUCAUUUAAUGCGCCAUGACGCGGAAGAGAACGCCCUAAUCUGCGAAGUGUGUCACCAACAGUUUAAGACCAAGCGCACCUACAAGCACCAUCUACGCACCCAUCAGACAGAUCGGCCUCGUUAUCCUUGUCCAGACUGCGAGAAAUCCUUUGUCGAUAAGUACACCCUAAAAGUGCACAAGCGAGUGCACCAGCCGGUCGAGAAACCGGAUACGGCGGAGGCCACGGAAUCCACCUCGGCGUUCUUUUAGGGUAGUUCUUUGCUAGUUUAAUCUAAGAAGUCCGGCUUAUGGGUACAUAAGCGCGCGUAUGUAUCAUAAAAUUAAAUCUUAACAAUUAUUACG
Drosophila eugracilis is the source of this 1261-nucleotide messenger RNA. Its product is annotated as serendipity locus protein beta. Bases 92 to 1168 code for a protein of 358 amino acids. Gene Ontology annotation, biological process: regulation of transcription by RNA polymerase II. The record is from RefSeq and is a predicted model, not a curated record. Gene Ontology annotation, molecular function: RNA polymerase II cis-regulatory region sequence-specific DNA binding; DNA-binding transcription factor activity. The transcript has 2 exons. NCBI's taxonomy places the organism in Eukaryota, Metazoa, Arthropoda, Insecta, Diptera, Drosophilidae.